CUCCGCCGAGCAGCCGGAUCGGAGCAGUCGCUGCUGCCUUUGCCAUCCCAGCCCCAGCGAGGGAGCGAUCGGACUCGUGCGGGGGCUCCUUGGCUUGACCCCGCCAGCCAGGAUGAAGAUGUGGCUCGUGCCCGGCCUGCUGCUGCUCCUCAGGGCUGAAGGCGCAGAGGCGCUGGCCGAACCCGAGCUGUGCUACGUCCUGGACGCCGUCCUGUUCACCUACGGCAUCAUCCUCACAGUGCUCUACUGCCGCCUGAAGCUCCAGGUUCGAAAAGCAUCAAAAGCCGUCCCCAGCGCAGCCUAUAGCCAGAAAGAAGAAGGGAUCUAUACAGGGCUCAGCACUCAGAACCAGGAGACCUACGAAACCCUCCGGACCAAGCCCAAUUAGGAGCCCCAGGCGCAGCCUCUGCUGAAGGAGGUUGAAGGCGGAGCAGGUGUCCCAAGAGUGAUUUAUAUGAGUUCCUCCCCAGUCCCAGCAAAGAAACAACUUUGUUGAAACCAGUGGUUCCCAGUUGCCCCCACGUGCUGAAGUGUUGGGGGUGGGGGUGUUGUGCCCCUGCUCGUUUACAUGGUAGACAUCCCUCCCCCAGCUGUACAUUGCUCCGAGAUGCUACAGGAUCAGCCUUUCCUAUCCCGCCUCUCUCGUGUUUCUGGUGCUGAAGACCUGUAGAUGUUCUUUCCCUUGUGCCUGUCACCAAUGCCGCACAGCGAGUCUCUGGUGAGACAAAGAUGGGGUUCCAUGCACGGUUCCCUCCAGCAGCAAAGCACCUUGUCUACCCUCUACAGCCAAGAACUAUAAUGCAAACAUCUAACCCCCCUGAGCAUCUCUUGGAAACCCCUGGACCAAUGGAGCAUCAUAGAAUUGUAGGACUGGAAGGGACCUCGAGAGGUCAUCUAGUCCAGUUCCCUGCACUCAU
Messenger RNA from Terrapene triunguis (Three-toed box turtle), 917 nucleotides. It is a transcript of the gene FCER1G, whose product is annotated as Fc fragment of IgE receptor Ig. The record is from RefSeq and is a predicted model, not a curated record. Lineage: Eukaryota; Metazoa; Chordata; Testudines; Emydidae. Gene Ontology annotation, biological process: cell surface receptor signaling pathway. Bases 113 to 388 code for a protein of 91 amino acids. Gene Ontology annotation, cellular component: Fc-epsilon receptor I complex; membrane. Gene Ontology annotation, molecular function: IgE receptor activity. The transcript is spliced from 5 exons.